UGCUGCCCGGUUCCCGGCCCCGCCUUCCUGAUGACGUUGGUAUUGUUGCUGGAGCUGUCAUCAUGGCGGCUCAGAAGAUCAAUGAAGGGUUAGAGCAUCUGGCAAAGGCAGAGAAAUGUUUGAAGACUGGUUUUCUAAAGUGGAAACCGGACUAUGACAGUGCAGCUUCAGAAUACUCAAAAGCAGCUGUUGCUUUUAAAAAUGCUAAACAGUAUGAUCAGGCUAAAGAAGCUUAUCUAAAGGAGGCUGAAUCGUAUGAGAAUAAUAAAUCUCUUUUCCAUGCUGCCAAAGCCUAUGAACAAGCAGGAAUGAUGCUAAAGGAGAUGCAGAAACUUCCUGAGGCCGUCCAGCUAAUAGAACGAGCCAGCAUGAUGUUUCUGGAGAAUGGGACACCUGACACGGCUGCUAUGGCUUUGGAGCGAGCUGGGAAGUUGAUAGAAAAUGUGAACUUAGAAAAAGCUGUCAAUCUAUAUCAACAGUCUGCAUCCGUGUUUGAGAAUGAAGAUCGUUUACGUCAAGCUGUGGAACUUCAAGGAAAGGCAUCAAGACUUCUAGUGAGAGCACGACGACUAGAUGAAGCUGUCGUAUCUAUUCAGAAAGAAAAGAAUAUGUACAAAGAGAUUGAGAAUUAUCCCACUUACUAUAAGAAAACCAUUGCCCAUGUGUUAGUAUAUCUUCAUAGGAAUGAUUAUGUGGCUGCAGAGAAGUGUGUCAGAGAAAGUUACAGUAUUCCAGGUUUCAAUGGUAGCGAGGACUGCGCUGCCCUGGAACAGCUACUAGAGGGAUAUGAUCAGCAAGAUCAGGACCAGGUGUCAGAUGUUUGCAACUCACCUUUAUUUAAAUACAUGGAUAAUGAUUAUGCUAAGCUUGCACUGAGCUUGGCUGUCCCCGGAGGUGGCACCAAAAAGAAAGCUCCAGCGCCCCCUCAGAACGCGGUUUCGGAAUCGGCUCAGGGCGGUUCUAAAGGUGAAGAAGAUGAUGAUGAAUAUGCAGGAGGGCUCUGCUAAUGUUUCUUUCUCAUGGCUGCCCAUGUGCGUUUCCAAUAUCAGGUCUACCAACUACAAUGAAGAUGUCCUUCUCUGCAUACAUCAUAUAGGAAUGUUACUGCUUUGUUUCAUGGCAUUUUUAUGAAAUCAAAAUAUCAUUUCCACUUCUACCACAUUCUGUCUGUGAUCAGAGCUCCAUUGAUACCAAUAUGUAACAAAUGGUAUAUGGAUCAAUAUAAUUUCCCAGUGCAGCACAGUUGCAUCUCUAUCGACAAGAAGUAUAGUAGCACGUAACUUUUAUUUUGUCAUUUAAAAUGGAAUAGUUCUUCUAAAAAUAAUGACUUCUGUUUAUACAAAUGUGUUUUCCUGUAAAUUAUUGAAAGUAAUUGUGACAUGCCUAUUAAAUAUUUAAAGAUCAA
Pseudophryne corroboree (corroboree frog) is the source of this 1405-nucleotide messenger RNA. RefSeq names its product NSF attachment protein gamma (gene NAPG). NCBI's taxonomy places the organism in Eukaryota, Metazoa, Chordata, Amphibia, Anura, Myobatrachidae. The coding region runs from base 63 to 1007 and encodes 314 amino acids. Gene Ontology annotation, molecular function: syntaxin binding; soluble NSF attachment protein activity. The transcript is spliced from 12 exons. Gene Ontology annotation, biological process: intracellular protein transport. Gene Ontology annotation, cellular component: vacuolar membrane; SNARE complex. The record is from RefSeq and is a predicted model, not a curated record.